ACGCAGACCAAACCAACAAGUGAAUCUGCAGUGAGCAGCACAGGAGACCCAAUGCACCACAAACGCUCCAAAAUGAAACCAGAGGAAGAACUGCCGAGCCCAGGCGCAGUGAGCGUACAGGACCAUCCGGACGGGAUGACGCUGGUGAAAGAAGAAGGGGACAAAGAUGAGAGCAAACAAGAGCCAGAGGUGGUGUACGAGACAAACUGCCACUGGGAGAACUGCUGCCGCGAGUUUGACACGCAGGAGCAGCUAGUGCAAGUGAGUAUCGCACAUUUAAAAAAAAUAAAAAACAAAAAGUGGCACAAGCUGCUUAUUUCGACUCCAGCACUGAACGCUUUAUUAUUCAUGUAA
Molecule: messenger RNA, 354 nt
Organism: Plectropomus leopardus (leopard coralgrouper)
Lineage: Eukaryota; Metazoa; Chordata; Actinopteri; Perciformes; Serranidae
Source: RefSeq, a predicted model, not a curated record